This is a messenger RNA of Folsomia candida, 797 nucleotides long. RefSeq lists its product as uncharacterized. The transcript has 4 exons. Lineage: Eukaryota; Metazoa; Arthropoda; Collembola; Entomobryomorpha; Isotomidae. The coding region runs from base 260 to 682 and encodes 140 amino acids. The record is from RefSeq and is a predicted model, not a curated record.
GCUUUUCACUUUGGAGAAUUUGAUCAGUUUCAGUUAAACCAUCAAUUCGUCAAUUUAGUAUCAAAUUAAAAGUCUUGACUCGUUAUUACAUAACUUCAGUGAUAUCCAAUUACGAGUCAUAUUAAACUUUUCGAAAUAGAUUUUCACAUUACUCGUUAGGGGAUCUUUUAAAAUUUUAGCAAAGGCAGUCACAAGUAAUCCAAGUGGCUUCGGCGAAUUUUAGUGCACAAUUGGCCACAGCAGAAAUCUUGCUGAAAAGAUGGGCAAAACGGAAACAAUCGUGCGACUUCUUUCAGCCUUCGCAAUCCUUCAGCAGGUCCAACUUUCAUUAACUUUGGCUCUGAACGAGGAUGUGGCUUCCGCGAGUAAUCAUGGGACGACCACUGAAGAUAAACUUGGAAAAGUGGUGAAAGAUCCUGAACUUGGAUCCGAACCCUCGGAGGAAGGCCGUCAUUUUAUAACUCGUCAGACCUUCUCAGACACAAUGGAAAAAAUAAAGUGCACUUUUAUCGACUGUCCUGCAUCCCCCAAUGAGGAAUCAUCGUCGCCAUCACCUCCAACUCAUGAAAUUGAUGAAACUCAUAAUUCAACUACUGUGAAAACUACGACUUCUCUUGUGACCAGUACCCCCCAUCCUCAGAGUAAUGGUUCAGAGGUUACUACUGCAAAACCCACAAAUUAAAUGCAAUUUCAAUGCUCUCAUGUUCCGCACAUCCCACAUGCACAGAAUACUGAUACACAUACAUAAAUAGUACACAUGUAUUUAUGUAUGGUUAGUAAUAAACGUCAUAAAGAAA